Blastomyces dermatitidis ER-3 is the source of this 1179-nucleotide messenger RNA. RefSeq lists its product as uncharacterized. Bases 217 to 762 code for a protein of 181 amino acids. Gene Ontology annotation, molecular function: pyruvate transmembrane transporter activity. NCBI's taxonomy places the organism in Eukaryota, Fungi, Ascomycota, Eurotiomycetes, Onygenales, Ajellomycetaceae. The transcript is spliced from 4 exons. The record is from RefSeq and is a predicted model, not a curated record. Gene Ontology annotation, cellular component: mitochondrial inner membrane. Gene Ontology annotation, biological process: pyruvate import into mitochondria.
CUGCGCGCGUCGAUGUCGAGAUAGAAUAUCUGAGCAACAGACCAGAGAAAGGAGAUCUAUUUCCUUGGUGUAGUUACUUUUAUUACAUUGCUUCUCGGGCUUUUCUCUCCUCUCUCUUACAUUCCUUCCUUGGACUAUUUUGUAACCAACGCUUUUUCGCUCCCCCGUUUCCCACCCCCCUACAUAACAUUUUACAGACAAACAUCUCCGCCCGUCAUGUCUACCUCAAGAGUUGGCCUGCGCUUCUUCCAGAACUACAGAUCUGCUUUCCAGAACCUAUCAAGUCCCCUCCGCAGACAUGGAUUGAGAUCUCGGCGAUUCCAAAGCACUGAAGCCGGCUCGUCCACUGCUCCCCAACAGAGCUUCCUGCAGCGGUCAUGGAACAGUCCCAUCGGCCUCAAGACGGUGCAUUUCUGGGCCCCGAUCAUGAAGUGGAUCCUCGUUCUAGCCGGCCUCUCUGAUCUCACACGACCCGCCGACAAGCUCUCUCUAACUCAGAACGGUGCCUUGAUGGCCACCGGCGCAAUCUGGACGCGAUGGUGUUUCGUCAUUAAACCAAAAAAUAUCCUUCUCGCCGCGGUUAACUUCUUCGUUGGAUGCGUGGGAUUCACGCAAGUUACUCGUAUCUUCCUGCAUAGACGAGCUGUCGAUGGGUCGGCUAAAGAGGCACUGAAGGACAUGACCCACGAAGCUACCGAUCCCGUCAAGGCCGCCGUGAUCAAAGUUGAGCAUAAGGCGGAGGAAUUGAUUAAGAAACAUUAAAUACUAGAGAGGCAAAAUAUGACGCUAGGGCUUUUCUCUUUAGCGGGGAGGAAGGGAAAUGUGUGGGGGCUGAUGGGAUAAAUCUAAUUCUUCUUAUAUAUAGUUGGACCAGAGGCUAUAUACAUUUGGGAGGAUGAUUCAGAACUUUGUUUCUGGCUUCUUGGGCAUGCAAUAAAUAAUACCUAGUCAGUGAACCUUUUGCAUAAAGUAUAAAGUAUGUAGAUUGGGAUAUUUAGCUACCAUACGUAGCUUCUCCGCAUGCACCGAACAGCUAGCUACAUUCAAUUAUUCCCCACAACUUUGCCCCCAAUUACGUAGAAAUGAUUUGUCGGGUUGUGGGCAUCCGUCAUAGAUGUCAAGCGAAUGCUUCAGUCUUCCCGUAAAUCAUGCCACACGGCUUGGACGGGACCUAGGAAC